Messenger RNA from Cydia amplana, 2445 nucleotides. It is a transcript of the gene Rlip, whose product is annotated as ralA-binding protein 1. Bases 49 to 2277 code for a protein of 742 amino acids. NCBI's taxonomy places the organism in Eukaryota, Metazoa, Arthropoda, Insecta, Lepidoptera, Tortricidae. The transcript is spliced from 10 exons. Gene Ontology annotation, molecular function: small GTPase binding; GTPase activator activity. The record is from RefSeq and is a predicted model, not a curated record. Gene Ontology annotation, biological process: small GTPase-mediated signal transduction.
UAUAAUCACAAUAUUCACAAUUUUACUAAUUACUUCAGUGUAUUUACCAUGGAUUUCGAAAGUCCAGAUGUAGAGAAAGAUUUUCCAGGACUGUAUGCCUCAGAAACUGGGCGUAAGAGUAACGAAAGUGAUUUCAGUGAUGACCACGAAAAACCCAGCAAGAAAGACCUGUUGGGCCGCAGGAAAGACAAGAAAGAGAAAAAAGAUAGAGGCUAUGCUGCAUUAGAGGGAGAUAGUUCACCUGAGGAAGACACUGAUACCAAGAGCCCUUCAAAAAAUAAGAAGACAAAGUCUUUUAAGUUCCCCUCUAGCACUAAAAGCAAGGAGAAACGGGAGAAAUCCAGAGACAAGGAGAAAGUUGACGAUGUUACCAAGCAGAAAGAAUUGACUGAAAAGGAGAAGAAAAAAGAAAAGGAAAGGGAGAAAGAGAGGGAGAGAGAGAAGAAGGAAAAAGAAAAACGCGAGAAAUUGAAAGGAAAAGACAAGGAAAAAGAAGAAAAAGCCAAGUUCAAAUUGGAGUCGAAAGAAAAACUCAAAGAUGAAAAGAAAGAAAAAGUAAAAGACAAAGACAAGGAGAAGGUGAAAGAGAAGGAAAAAGACAAAGUGAAGGAGAAGGACAAGGAUAAAAAAGAUAAGAAACUCAUAAAGAUGCCCUCCACUGUGACUUCGGGAGUGCCGUUCGAGGAAAUAUUUACUUUAGGAGUGGCGUUACCAAUAUUCGGCGUGCCACUCAGCCAGUCGGUAGAGCGAUCGCGAUGCCACGACGACACCAGUCUUCCCCUAGUCGUUCGAGACAGUAUCGACUACCUACAGGCAAAUGGGUUGAAGUCCAACCAGCUUUACCGCUCGGAUGCCGACAAGAUCAAGCUACAGCAGCUCCGCAAGCUGUACACCGAUCGUGAGGUGGCCUUCCCCUACCACUGGGACGUGCCCGUCGCCUGCGCGAUAUUGAAGGCUUUUAUAAGCGAACUCCCCGAGUCGAUACUAACACAAGAGCUCCAUGGACAAUUCGAACAAGCGACGGCCAUCGCCGAGCCGCAGCGGGAAGCGACCGUGGUAGCGCUCAUAGCGAAGCUCCCGCCGACUAACCGAAGCAUGCUGGGCUGGCUCGUGCGACACUUCGAGAGCGUCGUCGCUAAUGAGCAGACUAACAAUGUGAACAUUCAGACCAUAGCGACGGUUAUGGGCCCGGCGCUCAACAUGUCCCUCAAUUUGAUUACCUAUUUCAUCAACAAAGCCGAAAAACUCUUCUCUGACGUCACUUUACAAAAAUACAUUCCCCCCCUCCUGUCCAUCCCCGCGGACUUCCCCGACUCGGCGACCGAGAUCAGCGCCGAGCUGCGCAAACAGGAGUCCCUCCUCAACCAGAUCCACGCAGAGAUGCACGCCGGCUUUAUCACCAACGCGAGGGACCAGAGACUGUGGGAGGCGCAGCGGAUAGUCACGCAGCUCAAGAGAAAACUCCGAUCAAAGCAAAAAUCCGUGGAGCCAAACUCGCUGCAGCCGCAACAGCCGUCGAUCGACGAGAAGACAGAGGACGAGCCCGCUCCCAGCACCUCGCACGGGGCCCCCGCCGACCCCGAGCCCCGCACGCCGUCCGAAGCCUUCCCCGACGACACAGACUCCCCUAACGCUCCUGACCCCACAUUCCCCGUCGAAUUUGAAGAUAACUUCGAUAUCAAAUUCCAAGAUCCUAAGGAACCACCUAGAAUACACCCAAACAAAAACGAAUUCGAAGUAAAGUUUGAAGAGAAAUUCGAUGAAAAAGAGCCUAUCCGGACAAACAAAACCGACUUCGAUUUAAAUUUCGAAGAAACUAAAGAACCACCAAGAUUGGCCAAUAAAAACGAUUUCGAUUUGAAAUUCGAAGACGCAAAACAAUCGCCGGCCGAGGAACCUUUUCCCGAACCGGAGCAGGACAAACCGAAACUAACCGAAAAGGAACUAAAAGUACUGCGUUUAGAAUUAGAAAACGCAGAGUAUCUACAAUUAAAGUCGUUGCUGCAAGCCAAAAUAAAUUCCGAACAAUUUGAAAUCGUUAAACUACGAAGCCAUGUGGCAUUGAAAAACAAGCAGGAAGCCAAUUUGCAGGGCAAUAAGGAAAACAAAGAAAAUUAUACGCCCGAAGAGCAAGAAUUGAGACAGAGACUGAUCAAAGAAAACGCCAUGUUAGAACAGAAAAGACUGAGUUUGAUAAAUCAAAUAUUCCAAGAAAGAGUUGCUUGUAUACAACUUAAAAUUGAACUUGCUAUGAAAGAAAUACUAUCCAAAUCAUAAAUUUUCCAUAUUAUGUUUCUUUAUGUUUAAGCUUACAGUAGGUGUUCAUUGUGCAGAGAUUUGAUUGUGUACCUCUCUAAUAAUUUAUAUCUCAAAUAAUAAUGUGAUGUUAGAUUGUAUGCGAAAUGUAUUUAAAAUAUAAAUAAAUGUUUAACAUAUUAUAGCUUA